UCGCGGCAUCGACGAAACUCAUAGCAGCGUCCACUCCUUCAAUGUCACCAUUUUUAAGGUUCAGGAGCUUUCCCUUUCUUUCUCACUCUCACUCUCGCUUUCAUUCUUCCUUUCACAAUGUUGGUGAUGUUGUUUCCUUCUUCAAUCGCUUACUCCAAAUGCAACCUACCCCUUCCAUCAUCGAAUUUAACAAGAUUUUAACUUCCCUUGUUAAGACCAAGAAGCAUUACCCCAGCGCUAUAUCCCUUUCUCACCAGAUGGAAUCUCGGGGAAUUACACCAGACAUUGUUACUCUCAACAUCCUCAUCAAUUGCCACUGCCAUCUAGGUAAGAUUACUUGUGCAUUUUCUGUAUUGGCCAACAUUCUCAAGAGGGGUUAUCAGCCAACUACCAUCACCUUCAAUACUCUCAUCAAAGGUCUCUGUCUUCACGGCAAGGUCCCCAAAGCACUGCAAUUUCAUGAUGACGUGCUAGCUCAGGGAUUUCGGUUGAACCAAGUCAGUUAUGGAACCUUGAUCAAUGGGCUAUGUAAAAUGGGGGAAACAAGAGCUGCUUUGGAGUUGCUUAGGCGGAUUCAAGGGCGAGGGAUUAAACCUGAUGUGGUAAUGUACAGCACAAUCAUCGAUAGCCUGUGUAAAGAUAAACUUGUAAGUGAUGCUUGCAAUUUAUAUUCUGAAAUGAUUGUCAAGGGAAUAUCUCCUGAUGUUGUCACGUACAGUGCUUUAAUAUAUGGCUUUUGCAUUGUUGGUCAAUUGAAACAAGCAAUUGGGUUGCUAGAUGAAAUGACAACAAAAAACAUCGACCCAAAUGUUUAUACUUAUAAUAUAUUGGUCGAUGCUUUGUGCCCAGACAGAUUAUUAUUGCGUGAUUACUAUAACAAUAUACCUGGACUCUAUUUCUUACCUAAGCACAUCACUAAUUUAGGUGUUGAAGAUCACCAUGGACAUUUUGAGGAACCUCCAUCUGCGAUAAUUUGUUAUGGGAUGUUGAGUUCAAGAUCUAACACCUUUUCCUAUGGCAAUUGGAACAUCAAGGUCAUCAAUAGUAGCACUUAA
Molecule: messenger RNA, 1055 nt
Organism: Lotus japonicus
Lineage: Eukaryota; Viridiplantae; Streptophyta; Magnoliopsida; Fabales; Fabaceae
Product: pentatricopeptide repeat-containing protein At1g12775, mitochondrial-like
Exons: 3
Coding region: 42-1055 (337 amino acids)
Molecular function (GO): protein binding
Source: RefSeq, a predicted model, not a curated record